Daktulosphaira vitifoliae (grape phylloxera) is the source of this 605-nucleotide messenger RNA. RefSeq lists its product as uncharacterized. The transcript is spliced from 2 exons. Bases 131 to 463 code for a protein of 110 amino acids. The record is from RefSeq and is a predicted model, not a curated record. Lineage: Eukaryota; Metazoa; Arthropoda; Insecta; Hemiptera; Phylloxeridae.
UUGCAUGGUCACGUUUCCAGUAUAUAUAAAAGACUACUAAGUCAACAGAAUAUAUCACUCAUCUUAUUUUCAUUUAUAUGAUUAAUAAUUCUUUCAUUCGCUAAAGACUUCAAAAGACCAACAAGUCAACAUGAAAUUUCAAAUUUCUUUCGUUUUACUCGCUGUGGCUAUGUGCUUUGCUACUGCUGCUGCCGAAGAAGCAAAACAAUCUUCUACUCAACCAGCUGCCGCCGCCACUGACCGAAGCAAACGUGGACUUCUAGCUACUCCAUUGGUAGCAUCCCCUUACGCUCUAUCUACCCCAUAUGCAGCUUCUUAUGUUGCUGCUCCAUAUGCUGCUGCUCCAUACGCUGCUGCUCCCUACGCUGUAGCUGCUCCCUAUGCUGCACCAUAUGUUUCAUCAUAUAACGCAUACCCAUACGUAGCAAGAACUUUUGCGUCACCAUACGCAUACUACCCAUGAAAUAUUCUUCUGACACUCAUCAAGACAAUAAUGUUAAUCUACUUAAGUUAUUAUGGUACAACUGGUUAUCUUUUUUUUAAAACAAUUUCAUAAUGUAUUAUUAUAAACUUUGUACUUUCAUGAAUAAAUUUUCAAGUCAAUA